Alternaria conjuncta is the source of this 1848-nucleotide messenger RNA. RefSeq lists its product as uncharacterized. NCBI's taxonomy places the organism in Eukaryota, Fungi, Ascomycota, Dothideomycetes, Pleosporales, Pleosporaceae. The coding region runs from base 1 to 1848 and encodes 615 amino acids. The record is from RefSeq and is a predicted model, not a curated record. The transcript has 2 exons.
AUGGACACAGAUAAUCAGACCCAGCCAAACGCUGAUGACAGAGCGACAAGAGACGAGUCCUCCGUCACGGAUACCGACGUCCCAACCACCACGGAAGCGCCUCGAAAGUCCCAGUUUGCUGGCUACAUUACGCUUGAGUAUCUCCAAAGCAUUUUCGUGCAGUUCACAAUAUGGGCACCCACCAUCUACGGCUUCCUCCACUUCCGCGCCGGCCUUUUCACGAGCGAUGUCUUCAUCUUGGCUGAGUUGGCUCCUGCAUUCUUCCUGCCAAACAUAUUCAUCUGUGUCCUCGCCAUCACAAUCGAGUACCUGCAGAAAACCAUAGACGCACAGAAGAGAACUCUAAGAGAAAAUGCGGAUACGGCGAAGGCAUUACAAGACGAGAAGAAGGCUUUAUCAGAAGAGCUUUCUACUUGUCUUCAGGGUAGAGAAGACGCAUAUGACCAGCAUAGGCAACGCAUCAACGAAGCCCGUCUUAGGCACUACACAUCCCUCCACAAGCACCAAAGCAGCACCAUCAGUUUCCUAGAACAUCUAUCCAGAACACACACCAAAACCCCCGAAUCUCCGGCGCUAAACAUCCCGUUCGAUAAGGUCUACAUGAUGCGAUCAAGAACACAAAUGCGACUGAACAUGGCGGAUAGUAUUGAGAAGAUCCUGUACUCGAAAACGACACGCGCAUUGAGAGACGAGGGAGCUGAUGGCUUUAUCCGCGAGGCAGAGAGUGAUCUGGAGAAGGCGGCGGUGGUAGAUGGGUAUUUGAUGCAUUUGGAAGAUCUGGUGAAGAAUCCUGCUGCUACUGCUAGGGUCGAUUCUGGGUUGGAAGUGAGGUUGAAUGGGCAUAGGGAGAGGCUGGAGAGGUAUUCCCCGAAGACGCUUGCCAUGAACCCCAACAUCAACAAAGACACGCUCACCUCGGAAGAUGAUGAGACGCUUCAAAAGAUCGAGAAUGCGAUGAUGGACGAGCUCGAUCAGGUCCUGCGCAGACUUGCUAACACAUCGCCGCAUAAACGACGCUACUUCUCGCCAGGCGCGUUGUUACUUCUUGUUCUCUACACACUGAUCCACGUUGUGUUCAUCCAGCCCGCAUCUUCGCUCCUAGGUCGCCAAUUCCUCAUUCCCAUCAUUUUUAUGGUAUUCAUAGAAGUCACCUCCGAGGCCUAUCUGGAACGGAUAGUAGGAUCGUACGAGAAGAUCGUUGACAGAAUGAGAGACUUGGCCCGGCUUUCACUCAACACGGCACAUACCUGUGAGAAAGCGCUGCAAGAGGCCGAGGAAGCGUCCGACCAAACCGCGGCGUACAGGACGACCUAUUUCCGCGCCUUCCACCAAAAAUUAAAUGAAAUGCGUCUGGAAUACUAUCAAGCAUACCUGGAUCACUACGGAACCCUCAUCGGCUACGCCGAACUCAUUACCAAGAAGGCGAAGACGAUGCCUGCGCCGCCUAAAGUCAAGGGCGCGAAGAGGAACUGCGGCAACCGCAUCAAGAACGAUAACAACGCUCUUACGGAGUCUCUGGAGAACUUUGCUGUCGCGCUCAAACAGCGGCAGUCUACGGCGAGGCUACAGAUUGCAGUAGCGGAGAAGAUCAAGGACAUACUCGAUCGCGAGGGCUUGUUACCGGAGGAGAUUGAUCGACUAGUGGAUGAGGCGGAAGAGGAUCUGGAGCGUGCUCAGGAGGCGUCGAACGUUCGGACUCUAUCACCAGGUUCUGGUACCUCAGACUCUAUCGCGUCGCCAUCGCCAGUCGUGGAGAGCGUUGAUAGCAAGCUGGAGAAGCAUUAUGAGGACUUGGAUAGGUGGUUCCAGAGCGUGCAGGAUCAGCCUGUUGUCGCAGAUGAGAACUGA